Molecule: messenger RNA, 1668 nt
Organism: Seminavis robusta
Lineage: Eukaryota; Bacillariophyta; Bacillariophyceae; Naviculales; Naviculaceae
Source: the annotation of a GenBank genome assembly
UUUUAACACAUCUUGCGCGUCACCGCGCACCUCUCCAGCUGUCCGCCUUCAAAAGACGUGUCAUUUCUUGGAAGUCGCCAAACUGUGUGUUUGUUGUGGGUACCAUCACAUCAGAAUCCUAUCAUACUCCCGAUCCCUGUUAAUUUUUUAAAAAAGGACUCUAGCUAGCCACUCUAUCAUCUGUUGAGUAGCAGCAAAGUACAAGCUACCAUGAUAACAUCAUGCUGUCGCCGUUGCUCCCUGUGGAAUGUGCUGGCCAUUUUGUUGGCGGCUGCCAUACCUUGGUGUCAUGCCUUUUGCUCUCUGCAACAUGCCGCAUUGCUGUUACCCACCCACGCCGUGUGCAGCAGCCGAGUUCUGGUAGCCGCCAGUAAGGAUCCGACGAAUAACAUUAAUAAAGGCAGUAGUAGCAGUGGUAGCACCAGCUGGUCCUCCACGGGCAACGCUGGCCAACGAGACUACACACAUCAUCGCCGAUCUCCACAGAGGAACAAUAAUAAAAGCAUUCAAGACGGCGAUCUAAUGAGUCAAGCCCAAAUGGAGUUUUUGAUGAAUGAUAUUCAAAGUCCACCGACAUCAGCAUCAUCAUCAUCGUCAACAUCACCACCCAAAGCUUCCAAUCCACCAACCAGCAGCAAUGAUACCACGGAGAAGAAAGACACAAAGGCAGCAGUGAAAAAUCCGUUAUUCUCCAGUAACAAUAACGACAACAAACAGGACAUCAAACUCCCAAGCCAAAAAUCCUCCCCCGACGAGACACUGGUCACCACCGUCCCAUUUAUUUCUCCCAAAGAAAAAGCGUCACUCAUUCAAAUGGAUCGAGCGGCCUUUCGUAUGGACGGUCUCGAAGUCUAUGCCGUCGUCAGUGCUCUGACACUGGCGUCGUCCAUUCAAUUCUUUGAAUUGCUCAGCAAACAUUGGACCAUGGCGGCACAAUCGACAACCAGCAUGUGGACCAUGGGAUUGGAUUUGAUUUGCAUUGCCGCUUCGGCCGUCGGUAUGAUUACCGGGUUGCAUUCCACCUUUGUCUUUUCGUUAAUGACUGUCUACGGUCGGACGGCUGUCGGUAUGGGAUGGGAUCAAUCGUUUGCUCGCUUUUUUGAAAAAACCGAGGCCGUGCGAUCCCGUGCCUUUCGAUCCUUUCGAAUAUCCCUCUAUACGUUCUUGGUACAAAUUCUCUUUUUGAUUGUCUGGCAAUUGCCACCGUCUCGCAUCUUGCGCAAGUUGGGCGCCGGCAUCAUGGCAGCCGUCAUGUGGAAAGUGGUCUAUGGCGAUACCAAGUUGAUUAUGGACAUGGCACGCGUCAUGUUGUUUGAAGGACGAAGUAAAGAGGAGAAGAUGCUACAAAAACAACAAGGCGACACAACACAAUCCUAGAAGGAUGGUGAUGGUGGCGGCGAGUGUCUUGUAUCCAGCAGUAGAGAUCCGCAACAACACGAGCCUGCAUGUUUGUAGGAGCCGUUUGCUGUACGACAAUCGGCCAAAUGAAUCAAUAGCAUGAAUAUAUCAAAAGAGUGUCUGACUAGCUAGCUAACUACUAGGCAGCAGAGAAGUGUACAGCAACGACGUAGUGUAGUAAAUAAGUGUAGCCACACUGUAGCCCUGUCCGAGUCUUCCGUGCUGUACCUUCCUAACUAUGUAGCUAGCUGGUUUCCACACCCGAACUCC